UUGUUACGUUAAUAAAAAGUUAAUUGUAUAAGCAUUCGAAAAUGUGUUAAUCUCUUGUUUGUUACGUUAUUAGCGUUAUGUGUACUGCUACAGUUCUGGAUGAGUCACAACGGCAGCCUUCAAUCAAUAUCGUGCAUGCUUAGAAGUUUUCUACUAAGCAAAAAAAACUUGUCAUGUAAAAGCUAAACUUCUACUGUUUUAGUCUUAUAUACCACCUUGUUUGUAAUUUUAAUAAAGACGCGAUGUUUUGUUUUAUUUCCCAUUUUGAGCAAAUACAUUUGCCAGCUCUCGCCAUUUGAUUGGAUAGUAACCAUUACGUGAAAGGAGGAGCCAGUCUGCUGCCCUAUAAAUGAUCUGACUUAAACCAGUCGCCCUCUUUCCUCCGUUAUCAAAAAGCAGUGUGUUGUGGUAUAACAGGGCGCGAGUUAACACGUGGGCUUACAAUGGGCCACAGUGAAUUAUCAGAUCAGCCGAAGAUCCCCGACUGCUGUUUCGGCUAUCACCGUUAUCAAGUGGAUAUGACAUAGCGUGUGGCAUGAGGUGAACUUUGCCCACCACCUGAAACUUGCCGCAUUAGGUCAUGCCAUCUGUCGUGAUGUCCCAAGUCAGGGCAGCCUGAAAUAGGCCAGAGUGACUACUCUAAACGUGACCGUAGGCUUCAGUGCAGUCCAAGAGGGCGUUCUCCUGCUGAAGCAAUCAUUUGACAGUGGAAAUCAUCUUGAGACUUCUCCUAAGAAAUGCUGGUGAUUGGGGAUGAUUCUCUGCGCUAUGAUUGGCCAGUCUGUGACGACACAAUACCCUGACUCAUUGUGAAUUCCGUACCAACUGCUGCCGGAAAUAUGCAUGAUAAGACGAUGCCUGCUGAGGGGCGCUCUUCUCCCUCCGGUCAAGAGGCACAUCGAGGCCAGCCUGAGACUGUCAGUAAGCAAGAGAGGACCAGCGCUCUCAGGAGCAGCGCAGCUGAGCAGCCUGUCCCCGGUCCCUCUGGCGUCCCCCAAAGGCAGGGCUUCUGCGGCUUGUGUCAGGUCAUCUACGACAAUGUGGAACAGCACAUCCUGAGCUCCAGACACCGGGAGGUGGUGAGGGGAAGCCGGACAUGUGUGCCAAUCGGGAGCCUCAUGGAGCGAUUCCUGCAGGACGUCAUUCAGCAUCACCCAGACCACUACAACGACGUCACGCCGACGCAUGCUGAUCUCCCAUCCCUGAACUGCCCUCUGGUCCCAAGGGAGGAACUCUCUGACUUGUGCUGUGUGCUGGAGGAUGACGGGGACACGGUUGGCACCCGUGAGGAGAUGCUCAGCACUGAUGAUAACUCCUGCCAUUUCCUAUUUGUAGAAGAUACUGGUGACUUUCGAGAGAAGGGCUCACAAGACACCAGGAGUGAUGUUGCUACAGAUACUCUUGUAGCUUCACGCACAAGUAGGUCGUCAGAUGGAGAUAAGAAGAAGUUGGGCCAAAACCGAAAACCCGUCAGCAAACACUCCCCUAUAAAGGGCUUUUUACACAGGACUAGUUUUAGGCAGGUCCCAGCCCCAGUGUGUGCUCAUAGCGCCCAAGUACCAACCGUCAGCCAACCAGUUAACUUACCUGGUCCUCUUCAUCGAAAAGCUCACAGGAAGACAGAUCGACGGAGAAAUAAAAAUGACUCCGCUUCAUCUAGUUCGCCGGCUCCCAGGGCUAGUAAAUCCAGGCUGGAUCCUCCACAGAAACUAGAGGCCAGGAGGCCAGCUGUGGGGCCAUCAGUACAGCCCAGCUUGCAGGGUAUCUCCAGGGUUCAAGCUCCCCUUAGUGACCAUUCUGAAACAGUAGAAAAUGUGAUAGAAGCGGUGAUUCAGAAGUAUUGUUAUGGAUUCAGUGAUAACGAGCAUCAGGGAGAAAAGGACAGCUUCCAUUUGAGUCUAGGCUCAAUCACCAACCCAGAUUUUUCUGAUUCUGGAACUAGCCUGGAAUGGGAUGUCCCUGCUCAGACUGUGUCAGAAGUGGCCAAGCCAGACGUAAAAGAUCUCGGUUAUCUCAUGGAGGUGCAUAUAAAUUUGGAGGACCAGAAGUACAAAAGUCAGUUAGACAAUGCACUGAACCUUCUGCCUGAAGAAGAAAAGAGCAGCAAAGUGGGAUCAGGGGGAAUGAGAGAGGAGACUGAUGGGGAAGUUCUACCUGCAUUGCCACAUGUACCUCAGUCCUUUGUUGGAAAGACAUGGUCCCAGGUCAUGUAUGAAGAUGACUUGAAGAUUGAGGCCAUGGUACGAGAAUUCAGAGAAGGACGCUUCCGAUGUUACUUUGAAAGUGAGUCCCAUGCAAAAUACAGAAAAGGGAGCAAUAAGCAAAAGAGUAAGGAGGGACCUUUGGCAGAGGAUGUGAGGGCAAGUGGGGAUAUUAUUCCCCUCAUGGACCAUCCUGAAGAUGACGCCUUCUGUGACAAGGGGUUCCAAAAGAAGGCAGGCCGCAGGACAUGGAGACUGGCCUCCCGUUGUCAGGUAGUGAAGGUCAGUCACAGCACCCAGACCACCACACUGUCUGGACCUGUUGUCAAAAGCAGAAUCUUGGAAAAGUCUGCUAUGUCCACAACUGGAUGUGAGGUCCCACAAAACCUUAGCAUAGAAAGGACACCUGACAUGAAGACCAGACUAUGUGCAUUAAAAUUGCCAGAGUCAUACAGCAAAAUCAUGAGCCCUUUGCAACCUAAAACAGUGGUAUACGUCCUAUCUUCCCCUGACUCUGGUCCAGGCCCCUUGAAGCCCCUCACCAUCAGGAAAGUUGGUCGGAAACGAAAAUCCUCAGAAAGUGAAACUGCAUUAAAGUACAAGUACAAAAAGACCCCACUGAAGUACUAUGACCCACUGACCAACAGGAUCCUUAAGACUCCACCCAAGGGAAUGGUUAUAGGGAAACCCAAAAUGCUCCCACAUGUUCGGCAACUGUUCAGGAGCCUCAGCCCAGACAUAAACAAGGAGAAGCAGUCUGUGGAGCAGAAAGAGCCACAGAGCUCUUCGAAAUGUCGGGGCAGCAGCAUGCCAGACUUCUGUGCCUCUACGUCAGGUUCAUGUCUGGAGAGUAUUGGUGCUUCUGAGCUGGGCUCCUCUGUUUCGAGCAGGAGGGCGCUCUUCAGCCGCUCCUCCUUAUCAGGCAGUGGUCGUUUUCUGCCCAGGGCCCUCACUCCUGCUCCUUCUACUGAAAGCACCGCAAGGGGACUUCCCACUGAGUCUGUCGAAUCCAUUCAAAAUACUCCAAGGAGGGGUCAUAGACGUGAAAGGCAAAGUCCUGGAGUAGAGUGUCUGAAAGAGAAGUCUUUAAAUCCUGCAGAAAGUCCCUCGCCUCCUUACAGACCUAGAACAGUCUCGACAAGAUUGACGACCAGGAGAGGACAAAUGAUAACGGAGCUCCCCAUGAAGCCCUGUGCAACGGGACAACAGUCUAAGCCAGGUGAACACAGGAAGCAUCCGCCCAAGGGGUUUCUACCGAAAGCAAAGGCCCAGGGUGCCCCCCAGCACAGGGAAGCACCACAAAGAGUCACCAGGAAGAAGCCAGCCAGAACUAAAAGCUCAGUGAGGAACUCCUCUCAAACCCCAGGCAUGCAGAAAAAAAGUACUGGAACCCUGACUAGAUCCUCCACCAGGCACCUCUCUGCACCCCUAGGCCCUCAGAAACUGAGAAAGAGAGUGAAGAGAUAGGACCACCCAAGGCUGACUGUAGCUACUUUCCCCUGUGGGGAAUCACUACUUAAUGCACUAAUGCCAAUGGUACUGUGGAAUCACUGUCAUUCAGCCCUAUGAAAGCUAUAUGAAAAAAGGGGAAAGGAGUGACCAAAAUGAUGCUGAUGUCUAUCCUCAUUGAAAAAUGGUAAUGUUUUGCACAGGGUGUAGCUCCAGAGGGGAAUAUAAACUAUUAUUUUUUGUUUUUCUACAAUUAAUCAGGUUAUUUUUUUAAGUUUAUAAUAAAUAUUUUUCUCUGA
This is a messenger RNA of Paramormyrops kingsleyae, 3949 nucleotides long. RefSeq names its product zinc finger, DBF-type containing 2 (gene zdbf2). Lineage: Eukaryota; Metazoa; Chordata; Actinopteri; Osteoglossiformes; Mormyridae. Gene Ontology annotation, biological process: genomic imprinting. The record is from RefSeq and is a predicted model, not a curated record. Gene Ontology annotation, molecular function: nucleic acid binding; zinc ion binding.